CUGCAAUAUUUCAUGUUUCAGGGCAAAUGACCCAGCUUUGUGAACUGAUCAAUAAAAGCGGGGAACUGCUAGCAAAAAAUCUCUCCCACCUGGAUACAGUGCUUGGUGCCCUGGAUGUGCAGGAACAUUCUUUAGGGGUUCUUGCUGUCUUGUUUGUGAAGUUUUCUAUGCCCAGCAUCCCUGACUUCGAAACGUUAUUCUCACAGGUUCAGCUUUUUAUCAGCACUUGUAAUGGGGAGCACAUUAGAUAUGCAACAGACACUUUUGCUGGCCUUUGCCACCAGUUAACAAAUGCCCUUGUGGAAAGAAAACAGCCCCUGCGAGGAAUUAGCAUUCUCAGACAAGCCAUAGACAAGAUGCAGAUGAACACAAACCAGCUGACCUCAAUACAUGCAGAUCUCUGCCAGCUCUGUUUGUUAGCAAAAUGCUUUAAACCUGCCCUCCCGUAUUUAGAUGUGGACAUGAUGGAUAUUUGUAAAGAGAAUGGGGCAUAUGAUGCGAAGCACUUUUUAUGUUACUACUACUAUGGUGGGAUGAUAUACACUGGGCUAAAGAACUUUGAAAGAGCACUCUACUUCUAUGAACAGGCAAUAACUACUCCGGCCAUGGCAGUCAGUCAUAUUAUGUUGGAAUCAUAUAAAAAGUAUAUUCUAGUUUCUUUGAUACUACUUGGCAAAGUUCAACAGCUACCGAAGUACACAUCCCAGAUAGUGGGUAGAUUCAUUAAGCCCCUUAGCAAUGCCUACCAUGAAUUAGCACAAGUUUAUUCAACCAAUAAACCCUCGGAGCUCCGAAAUCUUGUGAACAAGCAUAGUGAAACAUUCACCAGAGAUAACAAUAUGGGGCUGGUUAAGCAGUGCUUGUCAUCUCUUUAUAAAAAGAAUAUUCAGAGGUUAACUAAGACGUUUUUAACAUUGUCAUUACAAGAUAUGGCAAGUCGAGUGCAGCUCUCAGGGGCCCAGGAAGCAGAAAAAUACGUCCUUCACAUGAUAGAAGAUGGUGAAAUCUUUGCAAGUAUUAAUCAGAAAGAUGGUAUGGUCUGUUUCCACGAUAAUCCUGAAAAGUAUAACAAUCCAGCUAUGCUUCAUAACAUUGAUCAGGAGAUGCUGAAAUGUAUAGAACUUGAUGAACGACUGAAAGCCAUGGAUCAAGAGAUCACUGUGAACCCUCAGUUUGUGCAGAAGAGUAUGGGCUCUCAAGAAGAUGACUCAGGAAGCAAACCAUCCAGUUAUUCUUGAAAUUAACAAUGCUACUACUCUGCUUUUAAAGUAAAAGCUAAAGAGAACCACCUUCUGGAUUGGGCAUUUAAAAGUCCUAUGAACAGAGCAGAGAGAACUGAGAUUUUGACCUGGACAUUAAGAAAAUAAAACACCACCUUCUCAGUACUGUAUGAUUCCAAAAAUAUUCUCUGCAAAGAAAAA
Alligator sinensis (Chinese alligator) is the source of this 1421-nucleotide messenger RNA. RefSeq names its product COP9 signalosome subunit 3 (gene COPS3). The transcript has 10 exons. Gene Ontology annotation, biological process: ubiquitin-dependent protein catabolic process. The record is from RefSeq and is a predicted model, not a curated record. Gene Ontology annotation, cellular component: COP9 signalosome. NCBI's taxonomy places the organism in Eukaryota, Metazoa, Chordata, Crocodylia, Alligatoridae. The coding region runs from base 27 to 1238 and encodes 403 amino acids.